UAGCGGUAAUUAAACAUCGAUAGCGGGGGCGGGGCACUCGUUGGAUGUCCAACGGCGCUACUUGUCUUUGGCACGUAGCCCUCCCUCUUAACCGUCCUUGUGUUAACGCUCCAACGGUCUGUCGGGCUCCGUCUGCCGCACCAUGAGGACGUCCCUAGUUGUUGCCGUUUCAGCGGCCCUGGUGGCUUUGUGCGCGCUGGCGCUGCCCGUCCGGGCGAAGGCUGCCCUGGACGCCAAGGGCGCCGCCGAGCAGUGUGUCUGCCAGCUCUCCGACCCGCGCCGACCGCUCCAGCUGGUCCGAGGCGCGGACCAGGUGUCACGCUGCGAGAAGGGGGAGUACUGCAACUGCGCGGCCAAAACCGUCGCGAUCUGCGACUUCAGUUUCAUGGAGGAAACGUUCCGGUUCAACGAGGAAGAGCAGAUGUGUGACUUCCGCGUGGACUGCCAGGCUUUCUUCGACCGGACGACCGUAAGCCCGGCGACUGCAGAGCCGACGCCGCCGACGUUGCCCCCGCUGCCCACCGAGCCAGAGGUGACCACGGCCGCGGCCCCGACCUCCCCGCCAGAGCCCUGUCGUUGCAGCGACGCCAGCCGGGCGCUGCAGCUGAUCCGAGGCGCGGACCAGGAGUCACGGUGCCAGACGGGGGACUACUGCGACUGCCGCGCCAAAACCGUGCAGCACUGCGACGACUUCGAGGCCCUGGGCGAGCGGAUGAGGUUCAACGAGCAGGACCAGGAGUGCGACUUGACGUUCGACUGCCAGGCGUUCUUCCGGGGCCCCACGGAGCGGCCGUCGACGGCCACACCGCGCACCGCGGCCCCCACAGCGGCGCCCCUGAGCUUAUCAUUGUGGAGCUACUUCUGA
This is a messenger RNA of Thrips palmi, 865 nucleotides long. RefSeq lists its product as uncharacterized. The coding region runs from base 143 to 865 and encodes 240 amino acids. The record is from RefSeq and is a predicted model, not a curated record. Lineage: Eukaryota; Metazoa; Arthropoda; Insecta; Thysanoptera; Thripidae. The transcript has 3 exons.